ACAAUUCUUCAUGCGGUCACUCUAUAAAAGUUAUGUAUUCACAUUCUGACGGCAAGGAUUUGCUAUUUCUACAAUAAAUCGUCAGUAGGUUGAAAAAUGUUCGCGUUACGUGCCGCCUCCAAAGUUGAUAAAAAUUUGCUGCCACUUUUGGGACAGUUGUCUCGAGGCCAUGCCGCAAAGGCAGCUAAAGUGGCGGCCGGAGCCAAUGGCAAAAUUGUAGCAGUCAUUGGUGCCGUUGUUGAUGUUCAAUUUGAUGAGAAUUUGCCACCCAUUUUGAACGCUCUGGAAGUCGACAAUCGUUCACCGCGAUUGGUCCUGGAGGUGGCUCAACAUUUGGGUGAGAAUACCGUGCGCACUAUUGCCAUGGACGGUACUGAGGGUCUGGUUCGUGGACAAAAGGUUCUCGAUACUGGCUCAAUUAGAAUACCAGUUGGAGCUGAAACUUUGGGACGUAUCAUCAAUGUGAUUGGUGAACCCAUUGAUGAACGUGGUCCAAUUCCAACUGAUAAAACGGCGCCAAUUCAUGCCGAAGCUCCCGAAUUCGUCGAGAUGUCGGUCGAACAGGAGAUUCUGGUCACUGGCAUCAAGGUGGUCGAUCUCUUGGCCCCAUAUGCUAAGGGUGGCAAGAUUGCUUUUGGAGGAGCCGGUGUUGGCAAAACUGUGCUUAUCAUGGAGCUGAUCAACAAUGUCGCUAAAGCUCAUGGUGGUUACUCUGUGUUCGCUGGUGUAGGCGAACGCACGCGUGAGGGUAACGAUUUGUACAAUGAGAUGAUUGAAUCUGGUGUCAUUUCACUUAAGGACAAAACAUCGAAGGUCGCUCUCGUCUAUGGACAAAUGAAUGAACCUCCCGGUGCACGUGCCCGUGUUGCAUUGACUGGUUUAACUGUUGCCGAAUAUUUCCGCGAUCAGGAGGGUCAAGAUGUGUUGCUGUUCAUUGAUAACAUUUUCCGUUUCACCCAGGCUGGUUCGGAGGUUUCCGCUUUAUUGGGUCGUAUUCCCUCUGCUGUUGGUUAUCAGCCCACACUAGCAACUGAUAUGGGUUCUAUGCAGGAGCGUAUUACAACCACCAAGAAGGGCUCCAUCACUUCGGUGCAGGCUAUUUAUGUGCCAGCUGAUGAUUUAACUGAUCCAGCUCCAGCUACAACCUUUGCUCAUUUGGACGCAACCACUGUGUUGUCGCGCGCCAUCGCCGAAUUGGGAAUUUACCCAGCUGUCGAUCCUUUGGAUUCUACAUCUCGUAUUAUGGAUCCCAACAUCAUCGGUCAGGAGCAUUAUAAUGUCGCGCGUGGUGUACAAAAGAUUCUGCAAGAUUACAAAUCUCUACAGGAUAUUAUUGCCAUUUUGGGCAUGGACGAGCUAUCGGAGGAGGACAAAUUGACGGUGGCACGUGCCCGCAAGAUUCAGCGUUUCUUGUCGCAGCCAUUCCAAGUCGCUGAAGUUUUCACCGGUCAUGCUGGCAAGCUGGUCCCAUUGGAGCAAACCAUUAAGGGUUUCUCACAGAUUUUGGCAGGUGAAUACGACCAUUUGCCCGAAGUUGCUUUCUAUAUGGUCGGUCCUAUCGAAGAAGUUGUUGAAAAGGCCGAUCGUCUCGCCAAGGAAGCAGCUUAAAAGUCAUCCUUGUGUGGAGUAAUAUUCAAUUCAAUUAAGCAUUAAAGUUAUCGGAGAAAUUACAAAACUUCUAUCCUUAAUGGACAUAAUAAAACACAAUUAAACACAUCAA
This is a messenger RNA of Drosophila sulfurigaster albostrigata, 1720 nucleotides long. It is a transcript of the gene ATPsynbeta, whose product is annotated as ATP synthase subunit beta, mitochondrial. Gene Ontology annotation, molecular function: proton-transporting ATP synthase activity, rotational mechanism; ATP binding; ATP hydrolysis activity. Gene Ontology annotation, biological process: proton motive force-driven mitochondrial ATP synthesis; proton transmembrane transport. NCBI's taxonomy places the organism in Eukaryota, Metazoa, Arthropoda, Insecta, Diptera, Drosophilidae. The record is from RefSeq and is a predicted model, not a curated record.